Cooperia oncophora is the source of this 405-nucleotide messenger RNA. NCBI's taxonomy places the organism in Eukaryota, Metazoa, Nematoda, Chromadorea, Rhabditida, Trichostrongylidae. The record is from the annotation of a GenBank genome assembly.
AUGCAGCUCAAACUUGGCUCCAUCUACAAACCAUAUGUCAUCAGAGAAAGAUGUGUCCUCUGGGUUAUGAAACUCGUCUUUCAGAUUGACUCCUCAACAGAAUUCCAGCAGCUGGAGUUGAAACGUGACCGCUUAAGAUCGAAUAUUGAUUCCAUCGCAAGAGACAUUGCUAGAAUGAUGAAGGAAAAGGAGGAGGCCGAAAAUGAAAUGCGUAAUGCUGUUAGCAUGAAAAUGAUGCAAAACGAUAUACAGAACGACAUUCAUAACAUCGAACGUCAGUUGGCUGCCGCUUAUGGAUUCCGUGGUCCUAACUAUGUAGCUGAACUCGAUGACAAAAUCAUCUUUGAAGAGAAGGAAAUACAAGGUCUGAAAGUGGGUGAGAUUCAACAAAUCUAUAGAGAAUAG